Dunckerocampus dactyliophorus (ringed pipefish) is the source of this 9079-nucleotide messenger RNA. Its product is annotated as aryl hydrocarbon receptor-like. Bases 5623 to 7914 code for a protein of 763 amino acids. Gene Ontology annotation, molecular function: nuclear receptor activity; transcription cis-regulatory region binding; protein dimerization activity. The record is from RefSeq and is a predicted model, not a curated record. Gene Ontology annotation, cellular component: aryl hydrocarbon receptor complex; nucleus. Lineage: Eukaryota; Metazoa; Chordata; Actinopteri; Syngnathiformes; Syngnathidae. Gene Ontology annotation, biological process: regulation of transcription by RNA polymerase II. The transcript has 11 exons.
ACUUCCUGUUAGCUUGUGGUAUAAAGGUUGUCUGUAUGAGCUGACGUGUGCGUGUCUUUUCUCAGGUGUCAGAGCAACGAGGCUGGCUGGCUGGCGGGUGGGCAGGGCUGCAGCAAAGAUGCCCUCGUGCUGAUUUACUUCCUGGCCACCCGUGUGGAGGUUCUUUGGAAGGAGUCGGCCUGGUGGAAGAACACAGGAUCAAAACUCAAAUCCAAACCUUGUGGACUGAUUUCAAAUAGCCAAUGAUGGUGGAAACUCACUGAGGCCUGCAAGUCGUCCGUCUUGCCGAUCAGAUCGUCCAGCCGGUCGCCUCUCUCCAGCACCUUGUCAAUGUUGUCUUUCAGGAUCACCUUCACCUCGUUCACCUGACCCUGCACGUGGUUCAGCUUGGAUGCCGUGCCGGACGGCUGGAAGUUUGGGUUAUCCUGCGAGGGGUUCAAGAAAAGUGGCCUCAAAGUACCCAAAAGUACAAGUUCUUGUACGCAUUGACUCCUCAGCAAAGCCAACGUGCAAUGUUUUCCCAAACAUUUAGUCUUACACUAAACCUUCUGCUAUUCUCUAUUACUUCCUUUAGGAUCACGGCUAAAGAUGCUGGUCUAAUAGAAACCAACGGAGAGCUGUCCUGUUACUCUAUUGUUCUCUAUUAUUUUCUGUCAUGCCCCCACUAGAGGACACAAAUGUUUUCACGCCCGUUUCACGCACGUUGAAAUAUUAUUGAGAAACUGACAUCUAUUUAUCUGUACAGACUGAACUCGAAACUGAAACCAGCGAAAUGCAACAAAAUGGACAGCAUUGAAGCAUACAAGCGUAUGCAAGAGUCAAAUUGCAUGCCGAGUACCACAAAUUCAGACAUGUUUGGCAGGUCUGCACUGAUAUUCAAGUUACUCCCUGGCCCCCCAGGGGACCUACCCCACUAUUUGAGAAGCACUGCACUAAACUAACGUGCAAAGAUCAAAGAUAAAAACUACUUCUUAAAGGGAUAGAGUUGCAUGACAUCCCUAUCAGCAGUGUAGUACAUCAAUGGUGACUCCUCCCCCCCCGGCCACCCCUUGGUUCGUGAGCCCAGUUCUGAUCAGAUUUGGGGGAUGAGGAACAUAGUUUGGGUUAAUGUUUUGAGAAGCUAAAGUCUUUACUUAAGUGUCCCCAAGUGGAACUGAUCACCACCUGGUGAUGAGUUAGUGGAAAACACUAUUGUAUGUUUUCAUACAUUUGGGGUACCAGUUUGAGUCUUCAACGGAACUAAUGUACUUAUUUGUAGAUGCUGAAGACAAUUCAGUCUUCAGCUAUCCUACCGUAGACUUUGGUAGCACUUUAGUCUUGAGUCAACAUAUAAAUUGUAUGACUUUUCCUAAGCAUUGAAGACAAUGUAACACUAAAGACAAUUUAGUCUUCACUUUCAACGUAAUGUAUGUUUUUGUAAACAUUGAAGAUAGUCCCUUCAGUCAAACGAAUAGGUCAACCCGGAACCUUCCUUCUGCAAGGGUACAGUGCUAAAUAACCGCACAACUGCUGCAACCUGAUGACAGUGACCUGAAUAUAAAGUAAUCUUUAUGAAGUACCAUAAUCAAGAGGGCAUGUGUCGCACUCCAGGAAGUUGUUUGUAUAAGUAUGUCAAACUACUCAAGCAGGGUCGAUGGACCUCCUUGGCGGAAGCAGCUAGCACCAAAAAGUGGCGCUACUCUCACUUCCUUCAACUUUGUCAGCAGAAUAGCGCUAUCAACUAAGCCAUGUUGCUGUCACAUGAAAAGUUGUCAUUAAACGGAGAGAAGCCACCUACCUACCUAACCUACCUGUGUGACAUAACUCACCAUAGUAGCGCUGGUAGGUGGUCCAACACAAUAGGACCACCAAUGGAAUGAAGAAAGGCAGAGAUCUUUUUGCUUCUUCUUGUGACUUCUUACUGAGUCACACAAACGCCCGCUGAAGGUUGCACCUCUGCUGGGUUACUCAUUAACUCCCCCCAUGGAAAGUCUUAUUGGCUUCAGAGGAGCUGUCACUGGGGUUGGCCUGAAUUCAGUCGCUGCACUUUCAUUUCCUUGUUUCCUGAGCAAAACUCAGCAAAAAAACUACCAAGAAACUUUUGAUUGUUUUAGCAACUCCUUGUGACUGCUCAUCCAGGGGGAAGAAUGUGUGAGGUCAAAGGUGCUUGAGACAGCUGAUUGCGUUCUCUUGAUUGCCUCUGUGAGCUUGAUUACAUUUACUUUUGCAACAAUGCUCAGCAUAGAUAGUUGUGUGUUGUUUGGGGUGGUGGCAGUGUGAUUUAUUUCCACGCAUUGGGGCCCAGAAUUCUUGGUGGUGCUCCUGCGGUACAAGUGAACAAUGUAUCCUGGAGAAAACGAUCAAGUAUCCUACAGAAUUCUACAUUUAAAACUGCACAUUUUCAAGAUUCAAGAGUUUUAUUGUCAUGUGCAUAGUAAAACAGGCAGUUCUUCUAUGCAAUGAAAUUCUUAUUCUGUUCAUUCUCCCAAGAAAAGAAAGAAAACACAAGAAAAUGAAUAAGAACAUAAGAAACAUAAAUACCAAUAAAUUAAGCAACAACAACAGAAGAGACAUUAAUACAAAUAAAUAAAUAAAGUGCUAUGAGUGUGUGCGUGCUUCGUUGAGAAGCCUGAUGGCCUGUGGGUAAAAGCUGUUUGCCAGCCUUGUGGUCCUGGACUUCAAACUCCUGUAGCGUCUGCCUGACGGUAGGAGUGUGAAUAAUGAGUGUUGUGGAUGUGUGCUGUCCUUGAUGAGGUUGUGUGUUCUUCGUAGGACUCUAGUUUUAUAAAUGUCUUGCAGUGAGGGGAGGGCUGCCCCAACAAUGUUCUGUGAGGUCUUGAUCACCCGCUGGAGUGCCUUCCUAUCACGUGUUGUACAGUUACCGUACCAAACAGUGAUGGAGGCGGUAAGGACACUUUCCAUAGUGCAUCUGUAGAAGCAACUCAGGAUUGUGGUGGACAUGCCAAAUUUCCUCAGUCUUCUCAGGAAGUACAGUCUCCUUUGGGACUUCUUCAGAAUUUGUUGGGUGUUGUGAGACCAGGUGAGGUCCUCGCUGAUGUGUGUGCCAAGGAACUUGAAGGUUUUCACCCUCUCCACCUCAGUCUCAUCAAUAAACAGGGGUCUAUGCGGCUCCUUUUCCCUUGUUCUUGGGUCAAUGAUCAUCUCUUUAGUCUUAUCUGUAUUGAGAAGGAGAUUGUUAUCACGACACCAAGCUAUGAGGUCCGCCACCUCUCUUCUGUAUGGUGUUUCAACACCACCAGUGAUCAGGCCGAUGACUGUAGUGUCAUCCGCAAAUUUAAUGAUGCUGGUGUUCUGGGAGGCCACGCAAUCGUAGGUGAAGAGCGUGUAGAGGAGCGGACUCAGCACACACCCCUGUGGGGUCCCAGUGCUCACAAUUCUUGAGCUGGAAGUGCGAUUGUGGACUCUGACUGACUGGGGCCUGCCUGUUAGAAAGUUAAACACCCAGUUACAGAGGGAGGGUGACAGGCCAAGUGUGAGGAGCUUAUUUGUGAGUUUGUGGGGGCUGACUGUAUUAAAAGCAGAGCUAUAGUCUAUAAAUAGCAUUCUGACAUAUGUGUCCUGGCCCUGUAGGUGAGAAAGGGCUGUGUGGAUGGCAGUGUUGACUGCAUCAUCCGUGGACCGGUUCUGGCGGUAUGCAAACUGUAGAGGGUCCACAGUUGCCGCCGGGAUGCUCUUUUUGAUGUGGGUCAUGACUAUUCUUUCAAAGCACUUCAUAACAAUAGGAGUGAGUGCUAUAGGGCGAUAGUCAUUCAAGCAGGUCACGUUGCUCUUCUUGGGUACGGGCACUAUGGUGGUGGACUUAAAGCAGGUCGGUACAGAUGCUUGUGCAAGCGACAGGUUAAAUAUGUCAGCAAGCACAUCAGCUAGCUCUGAUGAGCAAACUCGAAGUGCACGUCCUGAGAUGUUGUCUGGGCCUGCUGCUUUUCGUGGGUUUGUUUUGUUCAGAACCCUGCGCACAUCAGCUGAUGUCACCAUGAGAGGUGAGUCCUGUGUGCUCCCCAAGUCCAGCCACCCUCUCUGCUCAUCAGGAGUUUGGGUGUCAAAGCGGGCGUAGAACUCAUUCAGCUCAUCAGGAAGUGUGGUUUGGCUGGACGUGGCUACGCUACUCCGCUGUCGAUAGUCUGUGAUGUGCUGGAGCCCCGCCCACAUGCGCUGAGGGUCUGAGGUGGAAUAGUAGCCCUCCAGCUUCUGUCUGUACUGUCUUUUGGCCUCUCGUAUGGACCUCCUCAGGUCAUAUCUGGCCUUUUUGUAGUCCUCAGCGGUGCCCAUGACAAAUGCAGUUGAACGAGCGCGUAGCUUAGCCCUUACACCACAGUUCAUCCACUGUUUUUGAUUGGGGUUUUUUUGUAAUACUUUCGGCCUUUCCAAAGUGGGGUCUUGGAACAGCCUUUCAAAGCACCUUUCAUGUUGCUGUAAACUUGAAACUCUCGUGGGAAAGCUUACAUGCUGGUAAUAUUUAGGGAAAACAGUCCUGAGGUUGCAGUGGUUGAAAUCGCCCGAUAUAAUGAAUACAGCGUCCAGGCGUUUGAUCUCGUGUUUAUCAAUGAUGUCAUGCAGGAGGCCCAGCGCGUUAGCUUGUGGUGGAAUGUAAACAGCAGUUAAAUACACAGCGCUAAACUCACGAGGUUUAUACAAUGCUUGUAUAAACAGAAAUGUGUUAAUUAAACUAUGUAGUAUAUUACAUACUGUAUUAUAAAGUGUAGGCCUCGUUAUUCAGAUUGGCAUCGGUUUUGACCUGCCAUGAAUACCCACUGCCACUAGGGGGAGGUAUAGGCAACACUCCGCUCAAGCAGGCGGCAGGAAGAAGCGUCACUGUCGUAAAAUCUACCCGAAAGGUUCCGCGGUUACUGUGGCGCAAAUGUACAACAUAAACUAAAAGGAACCGUUGGAAACUACUGGGGAAAAGACGGCAUCGGGUUUAAUGUGUACCUGUGACAUUGGCUGAUUUACGGGGACAAACAAAGGUGAGAGUUUGCACCAAUCAGAGGCCGUGGCACAGCCUCGUGUUCGAGUAUCGGGUGAUGUGAUUGGCUGAAGCGGGGGGCUGUUGCGCAUUCACGAGCACAUCAACUGAAAAAGUUAGCGAGAUAUUUUUCAAAUCUUCUUUUUGUGCAAAGUACCGCGCGUCUUGAAUUUGGAUUAUUUGCUCUUUUGGGUCGAAGGAAGAAGCCUACCGAGUCGGGAGCGCGUUAUGAUACCCUGACAUCGACGUUAAAUGCGAACUUAUUUUAAAGGACAUUAUCAGCCUUCCUCCCCCGCUGAACCGAAGAGAAAGUUGACCGAAAUCAGAGCGCCACCAUGCUGGGAAAUGUCGGCGUUUACACCGUGAAGAGGAGGAAGAAGCCCGUUCAGAAGAAGUAUGUUCUAACGAGAGGUUCUAGUUUGGUGAAACGCGGCAGAAUCAGCACCGUGUUGAUGGAUAUUGUCCAGCAACACGGCUCCUUCAGAUGAAAUAUUAGAUUUCCAUGUCAUACUUUCCUGUUGUUAUUUAGCCACUUCCGGACUACAGGUCUGGCAGGUGGGUGUCUGUUGCAGAAGGCCUUGACGUCACGACUAUAGAUAAGCACCCUGCAAGCGCCCACGAAGACCAACCCAUCCAAGCGGCACCGGGACCGGCUCAACAUGGAGCUGGAGCGCCUGACCUGCCUGCUGCCCUUCUCUGAGGAGGUCCGCAGCCGCCUGGACAAGCUGUCCGUGCUGCGGCUCAGUGUGGGAUACCUCAAGGUCAAGCGCUACUUCCAUGAUGGGUUCCACAGCAAAAGCACCGCACUCCCUCCUGACGCGGAGGCAGUGUCCCUGGACGGCGUCAGGUUCUCUGAGGGCAAGCUCCUCCUCAAGUCUCUCAGAGGCUUCGUCUUGGUGGUGACGAGAGACGGCACCAUCUUCUAUGCAUCGCCUACCAUCCAGGACUUCCUGGGCUUCCAUCAGUCUGAUGUUGUGCAGCAGAGCGUGUUGGACCUGGUCCACAUCGACGACAGAGAGCUGUUCAGCUGCCAGCUGCAGCUCGGCAUCCACCUCAGUGACACGCAAGCCGUCCCCGGCUGUAAAUCUACCAGCAGCCCCCACAGUCUGCUGCUUCCGGAGGACUCCUUCUUCCUGGAGAGAAGUUUCUGCUGUCGCCUUCGCUGCCUCCUGGACAACACAUCUGGAUUCCUGGCUCUAAAGUUCUCCGGCCAUCUGAAGUACUUGCAGGGGAAAGCUGGGGCCGAUGGGAGUCCUCGGCUGGCUCUCUUUGCCAUCGCCACGCCUCUGCAGCCGCCCUCCGUCAUGGAGAUCCGCACCAAGACGCUGAUAUUCCAGACUAAACACCGCAUGGACUUUGCUCCCAUGGCCAUCGACACCAGGGGCAAGCUGGUGUUGGGCUUCUCUGAGACAGAGUUGAUCACCACGGGAUCGGGAUACCAGUUCAUCCACGCCGCAGACAUGAUGUACUGCGCUGACAACCACCUCAGGAUGAUCAAAACCGGAGACAGCGGCUUCACGUUCUUUCGUCUGCUCACCAAGACGGGACGAUGGCUGUGGGUUCAGGCCAACGCCAGGGUGGUCUUCAAGGAUGGAAGGCCCGACUUCAUCAUCGCUCGGCAGAAGCCUCUCACAAAUGAAGAGGGAGAGGAUCACUUCCAGCGGAGAAGACAGCAGCUUCCAUUCAACGUGUCCACAGGAGAAGGAGUCCUCUAUGACCUUGAUACCUUCUCCAUCCCUGCCCCUCCCAGUCCCCAGGACCUCCCCACAGACAAGCCACUGGAUCCCAGCUCCAUCCUGGGGUCCUUACACCACCAGGACCAGUCUCUGCACUCUCAGCCUCAGCAUUGCGCCCCCCUACUCCCCAUCUUCUCCCACGUGAAUGAUCGGGAGCCUGACCAAUCCCAGCAGACUUUGGAGCGGGCCUUCCUGGACAGCCACGCCCUUCUCAGCGUGCCGGGUCAGCUGUGUCAGGAGGAGAGGCCCGCCGUUGGAGACUUCACGUCUCAGGCCAUGCUGAACUCGCUGGAGCAGAUCCUGGGAGACAUCGGGGACGGGUUCCUGGAAGGUCUGGAGGUUGAGCAGAGCGAGCUAAGAGAUUGGGAGAGCAACAUCCUCAGGAUGAAUCACGACAGGGAAUUCAAUCACAUCCUGGCCAAUGACGUGUUCUCCUACGUGGAGGAGGCGCUCAGGAGAGAGUCGGGAGGAGAAACCUCAGGGGAAAGACCUCAGCUUCCUGCUUCCACAACCUUAGACUCGCCACAGCAGACUUCAACACACUUGGACAGUGGACAGGAAGUUCUGUCUCAUCCAAACACUCACCUGGGCCGCAUCUGGCCCGCCAGCGGCGCCACUCACCACGCGGUUCCUGCACACUCCUGCCAUCUUGAAACGCCCACCCUGACCCAUCAAACUUGGCUUCCUUUGGGAGCAAGCUCCACUUUUACCCACACUGGGUCACACGCCCACCCUCCCCAACGCACGGGGUCACACCCCCACCCUUCCCAACACACGGGGUCACACUCACAUCCUUCCCAACAGAUGGGGUCACACCCCCACUGUACCCAACGCACGGGGUCACACCCCCACCCUUCCGCCUCCUGGCCUCAGAGUCACAAUGACAGCGUCACGCCACAGUUGUCCAGCAGCUGCGUGUUUGACCCUCACCUCCCUCAGGUGGGUUCAAACUCCGCCUCCACACACCCGCACGCGGCGGGAGAAGCUUGGAACGCCACUGCAGCUGAGACGCAGAUUGACAGUAGUGCACUCAAUCACGUGAGCGGCGAGAUCCCUGGACGGCCUUUUGGAAACGGAUCACUGCAGUCCACCUUCUUCUGCUGGAACGGUCAAGCUCAGGUAGCGGACACCAGCAGUCACCCAGCAACGCCAUCCCUCACGCCAAAGUCACUCUUUGAUCACCUUCCACCAUACCUGCCAACAUUUGCGUUAUAAAACAUGGCACAUUUUCCACCAAAAUAAAGACAGUUGGGAUCUUCCACAAUCAUUUCCAUUUGUAUUCCUUUUGUGAGAUCUCUAGGACUUAAAAAAUACUCAAGUAAUCCCUCGUCACUUUGCGCUUCCAAUUUCACAGAUUCACUCUAUCACGCUUUUUGAACAAUACAUGAAUGAAUAAAUCAUGCUGUUUCAUGGUUUGGUACAGGCUGCUAUUAGUCUUAAAGUAUGCAUGUUUAAGCACCACCUUCUAAAUACGCUUUUUAACAUGAUUAGAACCCUCUAGACAUGAAGUAACACCCCUAUAGUCACCUUACACUCCUAUUACUUAAUACAGUAGACAUAAUAAGAGACAAUAAGACAUAAUACCUGUGUUCCACUUUUUGUACAGUACUUCCUGUGGUGGCUACUGUCUCAUCAGUGUAACAUUACUGACACCUAGUGACCGGUGUAGAACACCACAUAUCAAAACGGGUGCAUUUUCUGAAUGCUGUUGUUUAGUUCAUUUAGCCAUUGUUAUUCAUGAAAAUGCUUAAUAGAGGCCAAAAGGAUAUAAAAUGUUCUUAAAUAUGCAUUUACUAACAAUAGGCUGUAGGCAACCACCAAACAGCCAUGAAUGACUAAUUCAUAUUUACGGAAAAACCGUGAUUUGAAGCCACAAAAUUCUAAGUGCAAUGAGGCGAGGGACGACUGUACACUGGCCACUAGGUGUCAGUCAUGUUACUGUAGUGUUGGCUGGCACACACAAGCACCAGACUUGAUGGCUUUUAUUGCAGCUUGAAUGAUCUCACAACAGGCACAAUAAUCUAACACGGCCUACUGUCGCCACCGUAACCCACACCAAGAUAAAACCCCCAACCUCAUUUCAUGUCCACCCACCACUUGCUCCCCUAGCACCGGAACACAUUUACAGCAACACACACGAGCAUGAGUCUUAUUUAUGUCUUACAUGUCUUAUUUUGUCUACUAUAUUGGGUAAUAAGCGUGUAAAGGUGACUAUAGGGAUGUCAUUUCGUAUCUAGAGGGCUCUAAUAAUGUUAAAAGCGUGUUUAGAAGGUGGUAAACAGGUUUUCUAUGCUCUACCAAAAUAUUCCAUUAGGGGACCUUUAAACUUGACCUCAGUUUAACCAACCUCCUCCAGAACUCCAGAUGGACCCACUUGUAA